Molecule: messenger RNA, 2077 nt
Organism: Brachypodium distachyon (stiff brome)
Lineage: Eukaryota; Viridiplantae; Streptophyta; Magnoliopsida; Poales; Poaceae
Product: major facilitator superfamily domain-containing protein 12
Exons: 9
Coding region: 389-1795 (468 amino acids)
Biological process (GO): carbohydrate transport
Cellular component (GO): membrane
Molecular function (GO): symporter activity
Source: RefSeq, a predicted model, not a curated record
AUAUCACGCCGCAAAAUCUUUCGCAUUGAUCAGUAACUGAUCUCAUCAAAGCCAGCCAGCCAGCCAGCCAGCAAAAUUCCCUUCUCUCCCGCUGCGCCAAAGAAAGCAGCAAAAGAUGGUCAGAUCGAGAAUGCAGAGGAAGAGCCGCAGGAGAGGAAAAACGAAAGAAAAGAAAGGCCAAACACCAGGUCACGAAGACCAAGCAGCAGAAGAAGAACCAAAAAAAGAAAAAUCAGUCGCGGACUCGGCGCCUGCCUUUAAUUUGCGCCUUCUUCUUCUGAACUCCUAUAAAUACCACCGCUGGAUCCAGCAUCUUUCUUCAGAAACAAUCGCUGCUGCCGUUGCUGCUCUCUAUUCUGAACUCUGUAGUCUGUAGUCUGCAGGCGCCAUGGCAGAUGAUCCCAAGCACGGCGUGGAGCAGCUGGCCGAGGUCGCCGCCAGGCCGCUCGGGCGGUGGCCGGUGCUGUCGUACGGCGUCGGCCACAUGCUGAACGACAUCACCUCCGCCUGCUGGUUCACCUACCUCCUGCUCUUCCUGCAGGAAAUCGGCCUCGCUCCAAGGGACGCGGCUAUCGUGAUGCUCUCCGGCCAGGUCGCGGACGGGCUGAUGACCAUUGUCGCAGGCGAGAUGAUUGACCGGUUUGGGCGUUUCAAGCUGUGGCACAUCGGAGGCUCUGUCCUGGUCGGCGUCUCCUUCUCCUCCGUCUUCGGCGGAUGCCUGCUCUGCACCAUCCUCGGCACCGACUCUUACCUUCUAAAGACCAUCGGCUACAGCUUCUUCGCCGCCGUGUUCAACGUCGGCUGGGCGGCCACACAAGUUUCCCACAUGUCCAUGGUGAACUGCAUGACAUCGAAUCCGACAAGCCGGGUGGCGUUGGCGAGCUGCAGAAAUGCGUCCACUAUGGUGGCAAACCUUGGUUUAUAUGGGAUCGCGUUAGCUGUCUUUGGUGCAGUGAAGGCGAAAUCAUGCACAGACAUUGUCCUUCAGUACCGAUGGAUCGCGUACGUUUCCAUCUUCGUAGGAUGCUGCUUCCUGGUGCUGUUCCAUGUUGGGACAAAGGAACCAACAUUGAAAUCUGAGCCUAACUGCAAGAAGCGGGCUCGGAUUGCCUGGAGCUACUGGUUCAAGAAGACCCUGUACUACCAAGUCGCUCUCCUGUACAUGCUCGCGAGACUGAUCACAAACGUCUCCCAGUCGCUCAUCGCGUUCUACGUCACCAGAGACCUGAAAAUGAACGAAUACUCGAAAGCAAUCAUUCCAGGGAUCAUAUUCUGCUGCAGCUUCUUCGUGUCCAUCGUGCUCCAGGAGAUGAAGUGGAACAGCCGGCGCCUCAAGUCGCUGCUGGCGAUCGGGGCGACGCUGUGGGUGAUCUCCGGCGCGGCGGUGUUCGUGCUCCCGGGCGAGAUGCGGAACCUGAUGUACCCGCUGGCCAUGGUGAUCGGCGCCGCCAACGCGCUGGUGAUGGUGACGACGAUCGGGCUGGAGAGCGCGCUGGUCGGGGAGGACCUCAACGGCUGCGCCUUCGUCUACGGCUCGCUGAGCUUCCUCGACAAGAUGUCCUGCGGGGUGGCACUCUUCGUGCUCGAGUCGUAUGAUGUCGGGCCCGGCUGCGGCGCCGGGGCCAGGGGGCUCAACACGGCCAGCCGCUACGGCGCCGGGCUCAUCCCGUCGUGCUGGGCCGUGCUCACGCUGGUGGUCGUGUCCACGCUCAGGCUGCGGGACGACGACGCCGGUGAGGACAUGAGAGACGGAGGGAGAGCGUCUGCCGCGCUGGAAGCUCCGCUGCUUGUCUGAAGUCUCUGAAGCUUCGUUCAUCCGUGGCUGGCUCUGUAUGUACUGCAUCAGGAAGGAGAUGUGGAAAAUCCUUUUUCAAUUAGGUUUGAAAAGGAAAGUGAUAAAUUUUAUUAGAGCUGCACUUUCCAAUUAGAUUUGGGAGGAGGCUUCUCUCUGUACUAGCCGUCGUGUUCGUCGUUCAUAGUUUUACCUCAGGUUUUCAGUGGGCAAUGAGUUUCGAGUUGUUUCCAGCGUCGUUUGGGCCACGCGUGUAUUUCUCUCUCAAAAAAGUUUCUCGUGUUC